Sinocyclocheilus rhinocerous is the source of this 4954-nucleotide messenger RNA. Its product is annotated as microtubule-associated protein 2-like. Gene Ontology annotation, molecular function: microtubule binding. Gene Ontology annotation, biological process: microtubule cytoskeleton organization; neuron projection development. The transcript has 16 exons. The coding region runs from base 298 to 4830 and encodes 1510 amino acids. Gene Ontology annotation, cellular component: neuron projection. Lineage: Eukaryota; Metazoa; Chordata; Actinopteri; Cypriniformes; Cyprinidae. The record is from RefSeq and is a predicted model, not a curated record.
ACUCCGAGAGGAAGCCUGAAGCGGACGCAAGACGCCGAACAGGUCCAUCUGUGUUUCUCUCUCUUCCUCUGUGCUACACGCCGAAGAACAGGAUCCUACACGCUGAUCUCAUCAGUUGGAUUCAGCGUGACGUGAUGAUGCCUGUCUAGACGCCUGCCAUUAGCAUCACCAGACUGUCCAGGUGUUUGUCCCACUGAGAGACUCUUCAGGGUCCUGAAGCCUCCUCCUAAAUACGCCACCAAUCAUCGCUGGAGUACCACCACCUAGACAGGAGUAAGGAGUGACCCCCUGAUUCAGAUGGCAGACGGUCGGCAGCCUGAGGACAGUGGCCCCCAGUGGUCAUCUCCAGGAGCCCAGGGCUCAUCCUCCCCAGGUGGGCAUGGAGAGAACGGCUUCUCUUCUACCUACAGGACUUGCCAGCCUGGCGGUGCCCAUGCUGGUUCUGCCACUUCCUACGCCAAAGAGAACGGCUUCAACGGAGACCUCACCUCUGGACACGCUGUGACUGCUGAGCAAGUAUCAGCACGGAUCGUGCAGGAGGUUACGGCCGAAGCAGUAGCGGUACUGAAGGGAGAGCAGGAGCUGCAUCCGGACACUGCCGUCAGGCUGCCAUCAGUGGAGGACUCUGCAAACCUGCCACCCUCACCUCCUCCGUCCCCAGCAGCAGAGCAUUUUGGGCCUUUGGAUCAAGAAGAGGAGACCAUAGAGAGUCUCUCAGCUGCGGAGGAGGAAGAGGAGGAGAAUUCAGAAGCCGCAGCAACAGCAGCAGCUCUAGAGGAAGAGGAGGAGGAGGAGCAGUGGAGUGGGGAGGAGCCUGAGCAGGAACCUCCAUCUGAGCUCCUAGAGCGGGCAGAGGUUAUAGGCUCUGCCCAGGCUCUGCCCAGCCUGCAGGCUGAGGUUCACACACAGGCAGCUACUGUUGCCAACGAGGCCCCUAAUGGGGGAGCUGAGGAGGCAGGGGGGCAAGAAAGCCCUGCAGAAGCUCUGAAGAUGGAAGCAGAGCGACUAGACAGUGAGAGGACAGAUCCCAUUGGCAUGGACUUCACUGAAUCUGCAGUGCAUCUAGAUGAUGAUCUCCCAUCUUACCAGAGCCUUGUCAGAGACACAGAUAUGCUGGAAAGCCCCUUUGCUCGAACAUGCCCCAUGGAGGAUUUUGAUCUCCCUCCAAGUUACCAGGGUCAUGCCAAAGAACCUUGCGAGACUCCAACUGAAAAGCCUGAUGGACAAAGUGAUGCUGUGAAUCAGCCAUCAACCGAAACGUGUGACUCCAGCAAUAUCCUUGAGGUAAAAUCAGGGCAGAUUCAAGACAAAGAAAUGGAAAUAUCAACAGAUGGGGACAUGAAGAACAAAUCUGGCAUGUCUGCUUAUUUUGAGACCACUACAAUUAAGACAGAUGCCUCCGGGUCUCAAGGAGAAGGGUAUUAUGAGCUGAGUACUACAUCAGAAGAACAAAAGGACUCUAUUGGUAACCUACCACUUCCUGAAAUCAGCUACAGCACCUUGGCUCAAGCACAGUCUUUGGAAGUCCAACCAGAUCUUCCGAAAAGUAGCACAGACACACUACACCCCACAUCACCUGUAGACAGAAGAGAUGACUGCAGACUCUCUCCUGGAAAACUGGCUCUAGAGCAACGAAGUUACUCUUUAAAUAUCACCAUUGGGGCAAUGGAUCAUGGUGAUGCCCAAGGGCAUCCAAGAAACUUCUCUCCGUUAGCCACUGACAUCAUGUCUCAUACUAGUGGGAGCCUUGAUGAAUCUGCUGAUUAUCUUCCUGUCACCACUCCCUCAGUAGAGAAGCUCCCUCAGUUUCCACCACUGAUCCUGGAGACAACUGUCUCUGCCACAGCUCCAUCAUUUUCACCUCCCCAGACAACAGUCACUGAUGUAAAGACAAGUCCACAGACGGAGUCUCCAGAAUCACCUGUCCAAGCUAAGAGCUGUUACAAGAACGGCACUGUCAUGGCCCCAGACCUGCCUGAAAUGCUGGACUUGGCAGGUACCCGAUCAAGGUUGACGUCUGACAACACAGACCCAGAGAUUAUGAGGAGGAAGUCUGUCCCAAUGGACAUGUCUUCUCUAGUAAGUGAUUCUUUAGCACAUUUGCUCAAAGGUGACCAGGGCCAGAUGGCUACAAAGAGAGAAAUGCAGUUGGAGGAGCAAGGAUAUUGUGUCUUCAGUGAAUACUCUGGUCCCAUGCCAUCGCCUGCGGAUGUGCACAGUCCAAUGGACUCUUCUUCUCAAAUAUUCAACACUGUGAUAUCAGAGGAGAAGGAAACUGGUCUGGUUGCAUUUAGACAACAGGAGUGUCUAUCAACUGAAGAUCUGAAAGCAACAGAAGUUGUUACACCACAGGCAAAACCAGAAGAAGAAAAGCCAAGGAAUGAAGAUUCUUUUGAAAUCGAAAUUGUACCUUCUGAAAAACCUUCUAGAGAGACCAAUCAAGAGGAAUCUGAUCUGUUGAAUACUGAACCUUUGGAAGAAACCAAGAGUCCAACUUUACCUGAUAAUGAGAAAGGACAGUUAGACAAACAAGCUGAAACCUUUAUCACACCAAAGGUGACGGUUACUCUUGAGGAAGCAAAGCCUGAUUUUGAUGCAGGUUCCAAACUUUCAGCUGAAACCGAAGCUGAAAUAGCUGACUAUGAGAGGCAAAUUCGCAAAUUGGAGAUGGAGGACCGACCUUUGAGUGUAGAGGAGGAGCGGGAGCUCCAGGAACUCAGGGAGAAGGUGAAGAAUAAACCAGACCUUGUACAUCAGGAAGCUUAUGAAGAAGUGGAUGCAGAGGAUGUCUACCAACUCACUGGAGCUGCAAAGGACAGAAUUGCUCGGCCCAUCAGACCAUCCCCAGCAUCUUCUGUAGAAAGUGCUACUGACGAGGAGAAAAUGCAUGUUGGUGACACUGAAAAACCUAGAUCACCAUGUGAGAAAGAGGCUCUUAAAACAGAUCCUAAUAGAUUAUCUCCCGUUGGGUCUUUUGAGAAAUAUUUUAGAGAGGAGAGACCGUCUGAGCAGGAGGUAAAGCAGAAAGACUCAGUGCAGCCCCUCAAAAAGAAUGUUGCCGAGGAGAAACCUCAGCCAGCUCCUUCAAAGACAGACGAGGCUCCUCUUGAUGCCACGGUGACUCAAAAAGUAGAGGAAGAGGUAGAGCUUGCUGAGGAGCCUGAUGAGGUCAUGCCAGAGCCAAAGCCAGCUCUUAAUGUGGAAGAGAAGCUGGUGGCAGAUAAAACUGAACCAGAUGAGGUUGUGGACGAAAACGAGGAGGAAAAAGUGGUUGAGAAAGAAGAAGAGGAAGACGAGGAGGUCUUGGAAGGGGCCAAAGCUGCAGAAGACACUGUUGAGCCUAAAGCUGCGAUUGAGUCAGUAGUAACAGUGGAAGAUGAUUUUAUUACAGUAGUGCAGACCAUUGAUGAGAGCGAAGUCUCUGGACACAGUGUACGCUUCUCAGCUCCCUCUGAGGAGCAACAUCCACAGCUCCUCCAAGAGGAGGAAGAGGAGGAGGGGGCUGUGGAAAUGGCACAGGAAGUAGAGAUGGAGGCUCCCAGUUUGGAGGAAGUCGUAGAUGUUCCAGAACCUGUUGAGCCUCCUGUAUGUCCAGCUAAAGAGAUAGAAGUACCAGAGAGUGAGGCCCCAACUCAAAGCUAUGAUGACUACAAAGAUGAAACUACCAUCGAUGACUCCAUCUUAGACAGCUCCUGGGUGGAUACUCAAGAUGAUGAUAAGAGCAUGGCCACAGAGAAAAUUGAGCCUUUACCCAGAGUGAUGAGCCCUGUCAAGAAACCAGCGAAACAGAGGGCUAAAGGCGGCAGGGCCAAAGGAAGAAUCACCACCCCUGAACGCAAACCUGUUCGCAAGGAGCCAGUACCCAUCCAGAAGGAUGAGAUGAAGAAGAAAAAAGCUGUGAUUAAGAAGGCUGAGCUCACAAAAAAAUAUGAUAUUCAGACGUGCUCUCCUUCCCGGAAGAGUGUUUUAAAAUCUACCGUAAGGCACCCUAGACCUACCCAACAUCACGCGUGUGUUAAGCGGAAACCCACAGUGUCUGCAGAUGGUCGACUGCCCUUCAGUGUGGCCAGGCACUCUAGAGACUGGGCAUCUACCUCCAAUCCCACAACACUAACAAAGAUCCCCACCUCUAAAAUUCGGGCAGAGGCUUUGCUGCCGGCCCGGCCGAACUCGGCCAGCUCCUCCAAUAAAAGGAGCCCGUUGGUGGAGGCAGAUCUUUAUGAGCCCCGCCCUUCUUCAGCAGGCCCACAAGUAUUGCUAAAUGUAUAUGCUGUAAAGGAUGGUGGUUCUCGGAGCCCAGAGAAGAGGUCGUCCCUUCCACGGCCAGCAUCCAUACUAACCCGCCGCCCACACAUGGCUGAUCAUGAGGAGAGUUCCACUUCCAUUACCAGCUCUGGGUCCACAGCACCACGCAGGCCCACAUCUUUCCGUACUGAAGUCAAAGCACAGCACAGGACAGGCAGGUCUCAUAGUAUGACAGGCGCAGAGACUACUCGGUCCCGCUCGGCCCGCAGUGGCACCUCUACACCCCGCACGCCCAUGUCCACGGCCAUCACCCCUGGAACCCCUCCCAGCUACUCCUGCCGUACUCCAGGCACCCCCCACACACCGGGCACCCCCAAAUCUCUCAGCCUGCUAUCCCAGGAAAAGAAAGUGGCCAUCAUCCGAACGCCUCCAAAAUCCCCGGCGACUACACCCAAACAGCUGCGCGUCAUUAACCAGCCACUGCCUGACCUCAAGAACGUCAAAUCCAAGAUCCGUUCUAUUGACAACAUCAAGUACCAGCCCAAGGGGGGCCAGGCAAGUCCAAAUGCUCAUGAUUCGUCCUGAUUUCACCUCAGCUUCCACUCGCUUUUCCCAUCCCCAUCUGUCUUUCUUGCUGUUGUUAUGCACCUUCAGGGACGAUUCUGUCCCUUGUGGGCACAUUGUCCUUUCAAGUGUGCUUUACUAUGUC